Psammomys obesus (fat sand rat) is the source of this 2003-nucleotide messenger RNA. It is a transcript of the gene Oscar, whose product is annotated as osteoclast associated Ig-like receptor. The coding region runs from base 199 to 1002 and encodes 267 amino acids. Gene Ontology annotation, cellular component: plasma membrane. NCBI's taxonomy places the organism in Eukaryota, Metazoa, Chordata, Mammalia, Rodentia, Muridae. The record is from RefSeq and is a predicted model, not a curated record. The transcript has 6 exons. Gene Ontology annotation, molecular function: collagen receptor activity.
GAGUCUUGAAGAAGUAGGAAGGCGAGGGCGUGAAGCCUUUCGGGAGUUGUAGUUCCGGAGUGAGGUUUAGGGCACUGCAAUCUGGAACAAGGCGGCAAGGAUUUAAACCACAAGGAUAUUGCACACCUGUUGGCCUCACCAGAGGGUAAAAGAAAGGCAGGACCAGCCUUUCUCCCAGCUCUACGGAGAUACCCCGCCAUGAUCCUGUCGCUGAUCCUCCAGCUGUUGACUCUCUGGCCCGUGUGUCUUACAGACUUGACGCUAACAGCGCCCGCAGCCUCAUAUCCCCAGCCAUGGCUGACGGCUCAUCCUGCUGCAGUUGUGACUCCUGGAGUCAAUGUGACCUUGAAGUGCCGUGCACCCCAACCUGCCUGGAGAUUUGCACUCUUCAGAACUGGUGUCGUCACCCCUCUGCUCCUCCGGAAUGUGUCCAUUGAGCUGGCUGAGUUCUUCCUGGAGGAGGUGACUCUGACCCAGGCAGGCAGUUAUCACUGCCGCUACCGCAGGACAGACUGGGGGCCCGGUGUCUGGUCCCAGUCUAGUGAUGUCCUGGAACUGCUGGUGGCAGAUCAGCUGCCCAGACCAUCACUGGUGGCACUGCCUGGGCCUGUGGUGGCCCCAGGAGCCAACGUGAGCCUGCGCUGUGCAGGACACAUGCCAGGCAUGAGUUUUGCGCUGUACCGAGUGGGCGUGGCAACCCCUCUGCAGUACGUCGACUCUGUGCAGCCCUGGGCUGACUUCCCUCUCAACGGCGCCCAUGCCCCUGGCACCUACAACUGCUAUUACCACACGCCUUCCGCCCCCUAUGUUCUGUCGCUGGUCAGCCAGCCACUGGUCAUCAGCUAUGAAGGUUCUGGCUCCUCCGACUAUUCUCAGGGAAACCUCAUCCGUUUGGGGCUGGCAGGCCUGGUCCUCAUAUGCUUGGGCAUCAUAAUUACUUUUGACUGGCAUAGCAGCAGCUCUGCUUUUGGUGGCCUCUUGCCCCAGCAAAACUGGUUCUAGGCACCUGGUGAGAAGAGACCGCCUGGAGAUGAGCUGAGAAGCUGGGAUCCUCUGUGACCAGCCCCUCUUGAACAUCCUGGGGCCUCCAGACUCCACUAGUUUAAUCACUGUAGCUCCUUGUAGACCUCUCAGGGAUGUGGAUAAUAUUAUUAUGUAUUUUGUGUGUGUUUGUUAAAUGGUUUAAUACCACAUUAUAGACUUGCUGAAGGAUUAAAGGCAGUGACUGGCCUGUGGUAAAUGAUGUUCAGUUAAUGUUAGUGACUUUUCCUACCUUGAAAACCUCUUUCAUCUUCUUGUACCUUUCCUCUCAUCCUCCUCCCCUCUUUUCCUUUCUGGCUACUCUGUGAUCAUAGGUUCAUUCUACCACACUCAGCAAAAAUUUAUAAUUAUACAUUUUAAGUGGUGAUACAUAUGCCUCAGCAUGUGAGUCAAGAAAACUUUAUUUGGUUGUGUUUUAGCACGAAUAAACAAAUAACCAUGAGCAAAAGCUCAAGGUUAAACAGUCCUACUCCUGUGAUUUUCAGCUAGUUUGGGCCAGCUGUGAUUGUACUCUGGGCCUGCCCUCUUUCAUAGAUAUCCUUCCUGUAGGUCCAGAGUUUGAACUCCAGCUGUCUGGCUUAGUGGCAAGCAUUUUACCCACUGAGCCACCUGGCUGGCAACUGGCAAAUUAUGUUUUUACACAUAUGAGUGUUUGCCUGCAUGCAUGUAUAUGUGUCACCUUCAGGCCUAGCUCCCCGAGGAGGCCAGAAGAGGGCAUCUGAGCCCUUGGAACUGGAGUUAGAGUCAACCAAGGUCCUCUGGAAGAGUAGCCAGUACUCAUAACUGCUAAGCCAUCUCUCCAGGCUCCUAAAUCUAUAGGAUUAAAAUGUCCAUUAUAGGCCCAUAUGCCUAUAAUCCUAGCACUCAGGGAGGCAGAGGCAGGUGGAUCUCUGUGAGACUGAGGCCAGCCUAGACUACUAAUCGAGUCUAGGACAGCAAAGGUUACACAGAGAGCCCCCAUC